GCCUUUUUGGUUAGAUCUCUGCCCUUGCAUCCACUACUGUUGCUCCUUUCCUAUCUCUUUUACUCUGUUUGGAUUCCUAGAAAAAUGCAAACGAAAAUAAAACAAGCUUUUAGUCUUUUAGUCUUUUUUUUUCUUUGUAUCUGAUAAUCGUGAGAGAGCUUAAUUCGACUCAAAUGAAUGGUUUUGUUGUUUUAAAAAUCAGUUGAGUGGGUCGGGUAUUUUUAUUUCUUUUUGUUUUUUUUUUUCCCGCAUUUUCUCAGCAGCCAAGCAGAGUGUGGGGUUUAAGAGAUUAUCGACUUGGAUUGUGCUGCUAGUUGCUGCACAUUUUCUGGGUUUCAAGUGGUUCCAACUGGGUUUGGAUUUGUAUCUCUCCGUUUAUCACUUAGUUUGGCUGCUGAGAAAAUGUAGGAAAAAGAAAGGAGAAUUCCAACAGUGAAAAAGACAAUUCACUCAACUAUGUAGAGUGGCUGUAUUUGGCUCAGUUCAGUUCAGUUUUUGUUAUUUUGGAGUUCUUCAUUUUCUCUCCAACCAUGCUGGGAAGAGGCUACUGAUUUUAGUGGCUCUAAAUCUAUAAAAGCAUUCUAUCAAUGGAUGUGGAUAACAAGUUCUUCAAUGCAGCCUUCCUCCUUGUGGCAACUUUGGUGGUUGCCAAGCUUAUAUCUGCACUUAUAAUUCCUAGAUCUAAAAAACGGCUUCCUCCGACUAUAAAGGCAUUUCCAUUAAUUGGUGGGCUCAUACGGUUCUUGAAAGGCCCAGUUGUCAUGCUUAGGGAAGAGUAUCCAAAGCUUGGGAGUGUAUUUACCUUGAAGCUAUUGAACAAGAACAUUUCUUUCUUCAUUGGACCUGACGUCUCAGCACAUUUCUUCAAGGCUCCAGAGUCUGAUCUUAGCCAGCAAGAAGUAUACCGGUUCAAUGUGCCCAUUUUUGGCCCUGGUGUUGUUUUUGAUGUUGACUACUCUGUGCGGCAAGAGCAGUUCCGGUUUUUUACAGAAGCUUUGAGAGUUACUAAAUUGAAAGGGUAUGUGGAUCAGAUGGUUAUGGAGGCCGAGGAUUACUUCUCCAAGUGGGGAGAUUGUGGAGAGGUAGACCUAAAAUAUGAGCUAGAGCAUCUAAUCAUUUUGACAGCCAGUAGAUGCCUUUUGGGUCAAGAAAUUCGUAAUAAGUUGUUUGCUGAUGUGUCUGCCCUCUUCCAUGAUCUUGACAAUGGGAUGCUUCCUAUCAGUGUUAUCUUCCCAUACCUGCCCAUCCCAGCCCACCGCAGGCGUGACCAGGCUCGCAAGAAGCUUGCUGAAAUUUUUGCAAAUAUCAUUGCUUCCAGAAAAGAAACUGGUAAGUCAGAAAACGACAUGUUGCAAUGCUUCAUUGCCUCAAAGUACAAAGAUGGUCGCCCAACAACUGAAUCUGAGGUCACUGGCCUGCUCAUUGCUGCACUCUUUGCUGGACAGCAUACUAGUUCCAUUACCUCCACCUGGACUGGGGCUUACCUCCUUCGUCACAAGGAGUACCUUUCUGCUGUGCAGGAUGAGCAGAGGAGCCUGAUGAAGAAGUAUGGGAGCAAGGUUGAUCAUGAUAUCUUGUCUGAGAUGGAUGUUCUAUAUAGGUGCAUCAAGGAAGCUCUGAGACUCCACCCUCCUCUGAUCAUGCUGCUACGUAGCUCACACACUGAUUUCAGUGUGACAACCAGAGAUGGGAAAGAAUAUGACAUUCCCAAGGGUCACAUUGUUGCCACAUCGCCAGCUUUUGCUAAUCGGCUCCCACAUAUAUACAAGGACCCAGACAGAUAUGAUCCAGACAGAUUUGCAGUUGGGAGAGAAGAGGACAAGGCUGCAGGGGCAUUCUCAUAUAUAUCUUUUGGAGGCGGACGACAUGGGUGUCUCGGUGAACCCUUUGCAUACCUGCAAAUAAAGGCCAUAUGGAGCCAUUUACUUAGAAACUUUGAGUUGGAACUGAUCUCACCAUUUCCAGAGGUCGACUGGAAUGCCAUGGUUGUCGGCGUAAAAGGAAAGGUUAUGGUGAGGUACAAGCGCAGAGAGCUUCCUGUUAACUAACUGGGAAAACUUCCCUAUGCGAUCUUCUUCGCGGAUGGUUGGCAGGUUCAGAACCCAUCCGUAAGUGUGGAUUUCAAUUCUGCUGUCAUUCCUUUGCUGUAGUUUGUGUGUAGAGCUCUUUGUCCUAUUUUUGUUGGAUUGCCAAAUUUACUGUUUGUUGCUGACUCAGGCUUUUGUCUCUCUAUGACAAUUGUCCUUUUUAUUGUCAAAUUUACUGUUUGAUAGUGUUUCUAAAAA
This is a messenger RNA of Vitis vinifera (wine grape), 2285 nucleotides long. Its product is annotated as sterol 14-demethylase. NCBI's taxonomy places the organism in Eukaryota, Viridiplantae, Streptophyta, Magnoliopsida, Vitales, Vitaceae. Gene Ontology annotation, molecular function: oxidoreductase activity, acting on paired donors, with incorporation or reduction of molecular oxygen; monooxygenase activity; iron ion binding. The transcript has 3 exons. The coding region runs from base 588 to 2048 and encodes 486 amino acids. The record is from RefSeq and is a predicted model, not a curated record.